This is a messenger RNA of Drosophila albomicans, 632 nucleotides long. RefSeq names its product larval cuticle protein 2-like. Gene Ontology annotation, cellular component: chitin-based extracellular matrix. Gene Ontology annotation, molecular function: structural constituent of chitin-based larval cuticle. Lineage: Eukaryota; Metazoa; Arthropoda; Insecta; Diptera; Drosophilidae. The record is from RefSeq and is a predicted model, not a curated record. The transcript is spliced from 2 exons. The coding region runs from base 99 to 476 and encodes 125 amino acids.
ACCGGUGAAUUCCUUAAAUAGUAUAAAAAGCUCUAUGAUGUUAUGUUGGUUCAUCAGUCAAAGUUGGUUUACCGAUCGAUAACUGCACAAUAUACAAAAUGUUCAAAGUCUUGAUGAUCUGCGCUAUUGUCGGCCUGGCCGCAGCCUUCCCAGAUGCCACCCUUGAUGAAGUUAAGAUUCGUAGUGAGGAUGUGCGUCCAGAUGGAUUUGAGUCCAAGCUGGAGAUCUCCAAUGGCGUCAGUGAGCAGCGUUCGGGUGAUGAACACGGCAACAUCAAGGGUAGCUUCAGCUAUGUCGCUCCCGGUGGCGAGCACAUCCUGAUCAACUAUGUGGCUGAUGAGAAUGGUUACCAUCCAUCUGGCGAAAUUCUGCCAACUCCCCCACCAAUUCCAGUUGAGAUCCAAAGGGCUCUUGAGUGGAUCGCUGCCCACCCUCAUGUUGAGAAGGACGAGAGCGAUGAAGAUGAUGACGAAUAAGCUUAGUUAGAACACCAACCGUCACAUUCUAUCGUACUUUGGACUAUUGAGGAUAGAUAAAUAUUUAAGUUUUGCAUCCUUGAAUCCUGAUUUUACACGGAUAUAAAAAUACAUACAGUCAAUUGCUAAUUGCAAAAUUUUGAGAGAAAUUUUUUU